CUGCCUUGUCUGGAAGUGGGACAGAGUUCAGAACUGCACCUGUUACACAGUCGGAUAUAGACGCACACUGGCCUUCAAAUGAGCCACUGCAAGACAGUGAAUAAGAAGACUACAGUAAGCUGGUCCUAUGGUGUGUGUCUUGCCGUCCACAGAGCUGCCAUGCUGAGAAGGAGGAGGAAUGGCCGUGUUCGGCACUUGGCCUGGAGCGAUGCACGGCCAGAGACAGAUGCCAUGGCAGCGAUCCAGACGUUGGACAGAGAAGAGUGGGAAGGCCAGGAAACAACACAGAUCAGUGACUUGGACUCUGAAGUGGAUUGUCAGACCGUCUCUGAAGUGGUGGCUUUGCCCAGCACCGUUCCGGUCACAGGGGAGUCGUUCUGCCAGUGUGUCCACCAGGAUGACAUAAGGCUGGGGUCUGGGCUGCAUGACUUCAGCCUCAUCAGUGACUGUGUGUGUGGAGAGGAAGACAACACUUUUGAUUGGGUUUGGGACGAACACUGUAAGUCUUCCGGAGCCUUCCUGAGCUGCGACAACAGGAAGGUGAGCUUCCACUCGGACUACAGCUGUGGAACUGCUGCCAUCCGUGGAAACAAGGAGCUUGUGGACGGCCAACACUUCUGGGAAGUCAAGAUGACCUCUCCUGUCUAUGGAACUGAUAUGAUGGUGGGAUUGGGAACUUCUGAGGUGAAUUUGGAGAAGUACAAGUACAAUUUUGGCAGCCUCCUGGGUCAUGAUGAAGACAGCUGGGGUCUGUCCUACACAGGUUUCUUCCAGCAUAAAGGGGACAAAGUCAAGUUCUCCUCCAAGUUUGGUCAAGGUUCCAUCAUCGGCAUACAUCUAGACACCUGGCACGGCACCCUGACCUUCUACAAGAACCGACAGUGCAUAGGUGUCGCUGCCACCCGGUUGCAGAACAAGAAAUUUUACCCAAUGGUGUGCUCCACUGCAGCCAAAAGCAGUAUGAAGGUUACCCGUGCCUGCUACACAUCCACCUCCUUGCAGUAUCUUUGUUGUGUCCAGCUCCGCCAAAUGUUGCCCCGCUGUCCGGACGUACUUAACGCCCUGGAGAUUCCCCCAGGGCUGCGCAGCCUCCUCAACACACAGCUGGGCUGGGUGUUCACUCUCAACGGCAGUCCUGAAAUUCUGGAGCAGAACAAGGACUUCCCUGAGGAUUUCCAAGAGGAUAUGAGUCUGCCUUCGAGCCCCUGUCCCAGCCCCAGCCCCGUAUCCACCCUCAGCGACUGUGCCUCACUGAGCCCCUGCGUCAGUCCAUUCCCUGACACUGUCCCUUACCAGUGUCCCUAUCAGACAUCCCCCCAGACCCAUCCCUGCCGCUGCCCAUCUCCACUCAGCAGUGACUACGAUAGCUGCUGCUCUGAGCCAGAGGAUUACCAGUGUAAAAGAUGCCGCUGGACAUGAGAAGUCUAUGUCCUCUGAAUGUAUUAAUGUUUGGCACUCAGCUAUUCUACCAUUGCCAUUUACAUCUUCUGUUGGAAGUCACAGAGAACAAAGUAUUUACAUCUUUUAGCCAAUAUUUCUAAAACAACUUUGUAAGUUGGUUGUUAAUUUUUUUUUUCCAUUUAUUGUGUUUUUAAUGAAUGGGCAGAGGGGACUGGUUAUGUGAAAGACAUAUAAUGCAUAAUGAGUCAUUAAAUUUUAUGUCCAAGUUACUCACUUUAGAUAAUUCUAUGGAGUGAUUGAGAGCCAUAUGUCUUGCACUCAUAGUUUUCUUUUUCAGUCUUUGGAAGGCCUGAUAUUUGCCAGAUUAGACUCAAAAUAACAGCAAAAUAUUGGGGAUCUAAUCAAGUGCACAUGUGCUACUCUCAAGGACAGGAAUUGCUUUUUCGUACUAUGGAAAUGACUUUUCAUAUUGUUUUUUUUGUAAUCAGCAUUUGUUUUUAAUAUCAAGAGUUGUGUUCUUGCUUACAAGAGGAUUUGCUAUUCACCAGUCUUUUCUAUUUACUGUAAUGCUUUGUUUAUUACUUUCCUACCAGGCAAUUCUUUAAAAUAAAACUAAAAUGAAAAUC
This is a messenger RNA of Sphaeramia orbicularis (orbiculate cardinalfish), 2027 nucleotides long. It is a transcript of the gene spsb3b, whose product is annotated as splA/ryanodine receptor domain and SOCS box containing 3b. Gene Ontology annotation, molecular function: protein binding. The coding region runs from base 79 to 1419 and encodes 446 amino acids. Gene Ontology annotation, cellular component: SCF ubiquitin ligase complex. Lineage: Eukaryota; Metazoa; Chordata; Actinopteri; Kurtiformes; Apogonidae. The transcript has 7 exons. Gene Ontology annotation, biological process: proteasome-mediated ubiquitin-dependent protein catabolic process. The record is from RefSeq and is a predicted model, not a curated record.